Oryza brachyantha (malo sina) is the source of this 1258-nucleotide messenger RNA. Its product is annotated as 22.3 kDa class VI heat shock protein. The record is from RefSeq and is a predicted model, not a curated record. The transcript is spliced from 2 exons. Bases 97 to 705 code for a protein of 202 amino acids. Lineage: Eukaryota; Viridiplantae; Streptophyta; Magnoliopsida; Poales; Poaceae.
UGCCUCCUCCUCCGCGUACAAGAACCUCUCCCUCCUAGCCCGCCCUCUCCGUCCCGGCCGCGCGCGCAAGGCACGGCCUGCCUUAGCUAGCUAGCAAUGCCGCCGCGGCGGGCGAUCGAGGUGUUCCGGCAGGCCGCCGACGGCGCGGCGGCGCCGCCGCCGAGGUGGCGCAUGUCGCUGCUGGAGAACACGUUCAGCGCGUUCCUGCAGCAGUCCGGCGGCGGCGCCGGGGCGGAGGCCGCGGCGGCGAGGGCCGUGUUCGGGGAGGGGUCUCUGUUCAGCCCCUUCCUGUUCGGCAAGUUCUUCGACCCGGCCGACGCCUUCCCGCUGUGGGAGUUCGAGCCGGAGGUGCUGCUCGCCGCGCUCCGCCGCGGGGCGAGGACCACCGUCGACUGGGCCGAGACGGACUCCGAGUACUACUUGAGAGCUGACAUACCAGGAGGAAGGAAAUGCGACGUGGAGGUGAGCGGCGACGACGCGAUGCGGGUGGUCGACAUCAGCGGGCUGUGGCGGGCGCCGGCGCCGGACGGCCGGGACUGGCGCGCCGGCCGGUGGUGGGAGCACGGCUUCGUCCGGCGAGUGGAGCUGCCGGAGGACGCGGACUGGAGGAAAGUGGAGGCCUUCUUCGACGACGGCGAGGGGUCACUGGAGAUCAAGGUGCCUAAGAACGGCGACGCCCAUCAAGCGGCGGCCGCCACCGCCUGAGAAGAAAAGAAUAUUACCCUCGCCGCGCGAUUGGAGAGAACAAAUUAUUCUUCUUCUAACAGUGGACAGUGACGGUGAAGAUGGCACAAAACUUAAUAGAGAUUUAUUUCAAUCAAAAAAAGUAUCUCGAGAUACGAUAGCUCCCAAUACCAAAUCAUUUCUAAUCGUUAAAUCUAAUCGCGCAUAUCCUACUCAGCUGCUGAUCCAAUGGUAGAAAACAAUUUGGUACCUCGAGAUACCCGUACCUCAAGAUACUUUUCAUUGGACCGAAGAAAAUCUCAACUUGAUAAGAAUUUCUCGAGAUAUGGAGAGACCAAAAGCGAGCGAAGAUUAUCUCCACAUGUUGCAUAUGCAUCAUUAACGUCUAAUCCAUGUGCCUUGUUAUAUGUAUAGUUAACCGUUAAAAUGGAUCAUUAGCAUCGGUGCAGUGCAUGCAUCACAGUUCACACCAUCGCUGUCGAAUUGGUCGACGAUAAAAUGAGGCGUCAAGAUCAUAAAUUCGAUUCCGGAAUACAUGAACAUAUAUACAUAUCCAGGUCGCGGCUUUGAGAAA